This is a messenger RNA of Engraulis encrasicolus (European anchovy), 1785 nucleotides long. It is a transcript of the gene slc17a7a, whose product is annotated as solute carrier family 17 member 7a. The record is from RefSeq and is a predicted model, not a curated record. The transcript is spliced from 13 exons. Gene Ontology annotation, cellular component: synaptic vesicle membrane; excitatory synapse. The coding region runs from base 1 to 1785 and encodes 594 amino acids. NCBI's taxonomy places the organism in Eukaryota, Metazoa, Chordata, Actinopteri, Clupeiformes, Engraulidae. Gene Ontology annotation, molecular function: L-glutamate transmembrane transporter activity; neurotransmitter transmembrane transporter activity. Gene Ontology annotation, biological process: neurotransmitter loading into synaptic vesicle; regulation of synapse structure or activity; transmembrane transport.
AUGGAGAUCCGACCAGAUCGGUUCAAGGCGGCGGCGGCAAAAACACUUGGGAAGAUUCACAGGGUGAUCGAGAAGCGUCAGGAGAAUGGCGAGACGAUUGAGCUGUCGGCGGAGGGCCGUCCGGAGCUGGUGGAGGAGCUGGAGAUGCCGGUGGUGGACUGCACCUGCUGCGGCCUGCCGCGCCGCUACAUCAUCGCCAUCCUCAGCGGCCUCGGCUUCUGCAUCUCCUUCGGCAUCCGCUGCAACCUGGGAGUGGCCAUCGUCAGCAUGGUCAACAACCACACCGUCUUCCACGGCAGGAAGGAAGUCAUACAGCCUGCACAGUUUUCGUGGGACCCAGAGACGGUGGGGAUGAUCCAUGGGUCUUUCUUCUGGGGUUACAUAGUUACACAGAUCCCUGGAGGAUUCAUAUGUAGAAGGUUUGCCGCCAAUCGAGUGUUUGGCUUUGCGAUAGUCGCCACGUCCGUGUUAAAUAUGCUGAUCCCCUCUGCGGCUCGGGUGUCCUACGGCUGCGUCAUGAUGGUCAGGGUUUGCCAAGGCCUUGUGGAGGGCGUGUCUUACCCUGCCUGCCAUGGAAUCUGGGCGAGAUGGGCUCCACCACUUGAGAGAAGCAGAUUAGCCACCACGGCAUUCUGUGGGUCGUAUGCUGGGGCUGUGGUAGCCAUGCCUUUGGCAGGAAUCCUGGUGCAGUACACCGGGUGGUCCUCUGUCUUCUAUGUCUAUGGCAGUGUUGGUGUGUUCUGGUACUUGUUCUGGAUCCUGGUGUCGUAUGAGAGCCCUGCGGUCCACCCCACCAUCACCCCGGAGGAGAGGAAGUACAUCGAGGAGGCCAUCGGGGAUGCCAACCUGGUGAACCCCCUACAGAAGUUCAAGACCCCCUGGCGGCACUUCUUCACCUCCAUGCCGGUGUAUGCCAUCAUCGUGGCCAACUUCUGCCGUAGCUGGACCUUCUACCUGCUGCUCAUCAGCCAGCCCGCGUACUUCGAGGAGGUGUUCGGCUUCGCCAUCAGCAAGGUGGGAAUGGUGUCUGCUCUGCCACAUCUGGUCAUGACCAUCAUCGUGCCCAUUGGUGGGCAGCUGGCGGACUACCUGCGCACGCACAACAUCAUGACCACGACCAACGUGCGCAAACUCAUGAACUGCGGAGGUUUUGGCAUGGAGGCUACUCUACUCUUAGUGGUGGGCUACUCUCAUACUAAAGGUGUGGCCAUCUCCUUCCUCGUGCUUGCUGUAGGAUUCAGUGGCUUCGCAAUCUCAGGGUUUAAUGUGAACCAUUUAGACAUCGCCCCCCGCUAUGCCAGUAUUCUUAUGGGCAUCUCCAACGGAGUUGGCACCUUAUCGGGCAUGGUUUGCCCUCUCAUCGUCGGAGCCAUGACCAAACACAAGACUCGAGAAGAGUGGCAGGGCGUGUUUCUCAUCGCCUCCCUUGUCCACUAUGGUGGUGUCAUCUUCUAUGGUCUCUUUGCGUCGGGAGAGAAGCAGCCGUGGGCGGACCCCGAGGACACCAGCGAGGAGAAGUGCGGCAUCCUGGACGAGGACGAGCUGGCCAAUGAGACGGAGGAGCUGUACAGGACGUCGGGCGGCGCGGGCUAUGGGGCCAUGAGCCAACCCGAGGCCGUAAUGCCAGCCAAUGGAGGAGGAGGAGGAGGAGGAGGAGGAGGAGGAGGAGGUGGAGGUGGGGGAGGGGGCUGGGUCAGUGACUGGGAUAAGUCAGAGGAGUUGGUCCAACCCCCAGGGACCAAUAGGUAUCUGUAUGGGGGAGAGGAGGACAGGGAACUGACAUAG